Molecule: messenger RNA, 630 nt
Organism: Diaporthe batatas
Lineage: Eukaryota; Fungi; Ascomycota; Sordariomycetes; Diaporthales; Diaporthaceae
Exons: 2
Coding region: 1-630 (209 amino acids)
Source: RefSeq, a predicted model, not a curated record
AUGCUGCUUUCUGAACUUGCCGCGAAGACGUUCGCCUUCUUCCAAGUGUUGUCCCUGAGUUCACGUGCAAAAUUGCUUAGUGGCGGCACAAUCAUAGCAUUUGACCAGGCUACCGAGCAGCUGAAUGCGAUCCGGAAUGGAUCUCUCCUCAUUGAAGACGGUCAGAUCAGCGCCGUGUUCGAUAUCGCGCCUACCGACGUCCCGCACGACCGCCAUGGAUGGCAGACGGUGUUCAAAACGAUGGGCUCAAAUACAACAGUGGCAGAUUAUGCUCUCCGGUUCAGCGCCGUAGUAGCCGCACCACUCUUUUCACCAGAAGAUGUAUACAUCAGCCAGCUUGCUUGUAUCUAUGAGGCACUGUUCUCGGGGGUCACCACUAUCCUUGACCAUGCACGCCAUACCUGGACCCCUGACCAUUCCGCCGCGGGCCUGAAUGCUUCAGUCGAUAGUGGAGCGAGAAUUCUUUUCGCGUAUGCCAGUGCCUUCCAGAACUCUUCCGCCCAAUUCGUAAUUCCAGAACAAAUCGCACAAUGGAAGCGACUGUCGUCUGCUAUGUCUAACAGCAGCUUGAUUGAGCUUGUCAUAGCUUAUGAUUAUUUUACUGACAACUCAACGGAGGCUGAUACUUAA